Molecule: messenger RNA, 685 nt
Organism: Ichthyophthirius multifiliis
Lineage: Eukaryota; Ciliophora; Oligohymenophorea; Hymenostomatida
Exons: 2
Source: RefSeq, a predicted model, not a curated record
UUAAUACAAAAAGAUUUAAAAAUAGAUAUUGAAGAUUAAAUAAUUGUUACUAAAAGUGGAUUUAAAGUUGAGUAAGAUGAUAUUUUAGGAGAUAUUGAAAAAGACAAUGCAUUAUCUUAAACAUAAAGGACUGUAGACUAAUAAAAGCAUAAAUCAUAUUAUGUAAUAAAUAUAUAAAUAUAUAUAUAUAUAUACAUUUUUACAUUUUAGGUUUUAUUUGUAUUUAGUGAAAGUAUUUUAUUAGAAUAAUAUGACUAAUAAUAGCUUAUAUAUUAGCAUAAAAUGUAAAUAUAAUUAUUUAGUGAAUAAGAUGAUAAAUAAUUUAAAUUAGAUUAAAAAAUUGUUGAAUAUGAUUACUAAACUUAAUUAGAAUUACCAGAAGAUUAAAAAUAAAAAUUAAUACUUAAAGACCCUAAAAUAUUAGAUUUAGAAUAAUUAGUUUUCUAAAAUUAUUUGAAUAUUAAAGUAAAAUAUUAAUUUUUUAUCUUUUAUUUAUUUUAAAAAAGAAUAAAUUCUGUUUGUUUUUAUCUAGAUAAUAGAAAAUCGAAAAAGUAUGUAAAGAAAUAGGUAUUCAAUCUUCAAGUCUAGAAUCUAUAUUAAUGCGAGCAAUUAGUGAAUAUUCAAUAUGUAAGAACCGAAAAGCUGAUAUAUUAUAAAAAAUCAGAUAAAAUUAAGAAAAAAAUGU